This is a messenger RNA of Racocetra persica, 187 nucleotides long. NCBI's taxonomy places the organism in Eukaryota, Fungi, Glomeromycota, Glomeromycetes, Diversisporales, Gigasporaceae. The record is from the annotation of a GenBank genome assembly.
UACAGAUGAUGAAAUAAAAAAUACUCAGAAAGAAGCCAAACAAGCAAUCACUUUCUUAGAAGCAGAACUUAUAACAAGAGAUGAGCUUGUAUUAGAUGACUUAUCUUUUAAAAAUAAUAACAAAGUGAAUAACCCUUCUCAAGAAAAUACAUUGCCAGCAAUUCUAAUAGAAGAAGACUUUACAACU